AUGAAAGGAAAUAAUGGAGGCCUCGAUGACGAAGAAAUACUUGAAAGCGUUUAUACAAUCCUUGUACUUGUGGUAACUCCCACGGUGUCUGCGCUAGGCAUAGUUGGGAACUGUUUUGGCGUUGCUGUUUUGUUUAAGCAAGGAUUGAGGAAAAGCUCAAAUAUUUUUCUCAUUGUUUUGGCGGUCGCCGAUAUGAUAUAUUUGGUCUCAUUUAACGGGGAACGCCUAAUUCUUUACCACUUAAUCGAUCUGGAGGCUUUUCGUUUUCUGUCGGAUCAAACGUGUAGCGAUUUUAUGGUUUUAUUUUGUAUCUUCUUUUAUUUCGAUUACUCAACUGCUACCGUCUCAUACACUUUACCAACAUUAAUUACUAUUGAAAGACUGAUAGCUGUUUUUGCCCCACUUAGUUUCCACAGAAUUGUAACAGUUAGAAGGACGUGGAUAAUUGUGUUAUUAAUGUGUUUGACAUGGUUCGCAUUUCUCAUAUAUCCAAGUUUCUUUCUGGAACUUCGUGUUGCCAAUGGCAGCAUCAACAAGUCGUCUGCGUUUAUUGAACACAAAUUUGUGACUGUCAGCGGUCCGGCUUUAGAAGUUCUUGAGCAUUUUCUGCUCUACUGCGCAAUGACAAUCUCGCCAAUUUUCACAGCUUUUGGAUGUUUAAUUAUCUCAUUGAAGCUGAAAUUUGAAAAUGUCAAGAGAAAGAGAAUGACAACAAGAGAAAAAUCCUCAAACCGUACAACGUUGAUGCUUUUAUCUGUUUGCGUUGUUUAUAUAGUAACUUGCAUCAUUCAGUCUCUGCACAUUUAUUUACCAAAUGAGAUUGUGUCUACAGUCUUUACUGACAGGAGCCCUUCGAAUCUAUCCAAGAUUUUGCACCAGUCAGCCAACAUUGCUUCGUGCAUUAACUGUUCCAGCAACUUUGUUGUCUAUAUUUGUACCAACAAACAAUUCCGAAAUGUUUACGUGGAGAUUUUUUGUCGUUUCCGAAAGAAACGAGUUUGGUAA
This is a messenger RNA of Candidula unifasciata, 1005 nucleotides long. The record is from the annotation of a GenBank genome assembly. Lineage: Eukaryota; Metazoa; Mollusca; Gastropoda; Stylommatophora; Geomitridae.